Ordospora colligata OC4 is the source of this 1269-nucleotide messenger RNA. RefSeq lists its product as uncharacterized. The transcript has a single exon. Lineage: Eukaryota; Fungi; Microsporidia; Ordosporidae. The coding region runs from base 1 to 1269 and encodes 422 amino acids. The record is from RefSeq and is a predicted model, not a curated record.
AUGACGGAUGCAUUCCCGGUUUUUACUCUGAAAGUUAAAGGAGCUGUACUGGUAGUUGGAGGAGGCGGAGGAGAGCGGGGAUUUGGCAAGGCAAAUGGAAUUACAGUCAUGUCGAGUGCAACGCUUGAAAGGAUAUGCAACUAUGAGACUGAGGAUAUCAUCCUGGAUAUAUCACUAUAUGACUAUGAGUCAAAAGACCGAAUCAUUGAGAUGGAUGACGACAUUACAUGGAAUGAAUAUGAUGACGAAACAACAGGAUGGUCAUCAAUCCAUAACGAUGAUGAGUCUGAAUCUCUGUCAAUAAAAGAUAAAGAAAGCACCUUCAUAAAAGAAGAUACUAUGUCGAUUAGGGAUGAGUCGAGCGUCAAGUGCGAAGAUAGGUCAUUAUCCCAGAGUAAUACUGUUAAUAGUUCAGAAAUUGAUAAAGACUUGGUUAAUGCAGACAAAACAGCAAGCUUGUAUUUCGCCUGUUCUGGAGAAAAGUUUUUCUAUAUGCUGAGAUUUGAUGGAGAGAAGAUCCUUCUGAUUAAGAAAGUAGGCAUAAGAGUGUCUUCAAGUGUUUUUUCUAAUGAUCUGUAUGUAAUAAGCAACAAGAAGUUGUACGGAUUCCAUAAUGUGAUAGAUAAUCCUAGCAUAAUCAAUAGCAUUUUAGAUCCUGAAAAGCCAAAAAAGGCAGAAUCGACAAUUGGUGAUGAUCUAGAGAAGAAAUAUGUAUGCAAACCAUACAAAAAUGGAAAUAAAAUUGCAUUUAAGCAGGACAAUGGUAAGUUUUGCAUAACAAAUAAUUUGGAAGGAAUGUUCAUUACGCCAGAAGCAAUACACAAAGUUGUUUUUGAAGAGGACAAGCAUACUUUUGUUUUUAACUCAAGGAAGUACAUGUAUGACAAAGAAAUCGGCAAGAUAGCGUAUAGAGAUGGAGAGAUAGCAUACUACCUGAAAGGGCGAGAGUCUGUAUUGUAUUUUCAAGGAAGUCACGAAAGGUCUUAUAAGAUUCCGAAAAUCACGGCGUUUUCAUCAGAUAGAGGGUAUAUAACGGUUGGAACAGGAGACGGAUGCGUAUAUCUGUUUGAAGGACCUGUAUUUUAUGGAAUGAGAAGGGUAUGUGGAAUUCCCAUCACAGGAGUAGGAUUCAAUAAUGGAUGUGUUUACUUUUCAUCUCUAGAUGGGUUUGUAGGUAAGAAAAUAAUUUCGAAGAAAUGGAACCGGUAUUUAAUUUUAUCUAUCUUGAUUGUGCUUAUUCCAGUUCUUAUAAGUAUUUUUAUUAAAUAA